Molecule: messenger RNA, 1107 nt
Organism: Juglans regia (Persian walnut)
Lineage: Eukaryota; Viridiplantae; Streptophyta; Magnoliopsida; Fagales; Juglandaceae
Product: transcription factor bHLH84-like
Exons: 5
Coding region: 1-1107 (368 amino acids)
Biological process (GO): regulation of transcription by RNA polymerase II
Cellular component (GO): nucleus
Molecular function (GO): RNA polymerase II cis-regulatory region sequence-specific DNA binding; protein dimerization activity; DNA-binding transcription factor activity, RNA polymerase II-specific
Source: RefSeq, a predicted model, not a curated record
AUGGAGCCUAUGGGAGCUAUCUCUAGUGAGGGAGAAUGGGGCUCUCUUAGUGGCAUGUAUACUGCUGAGGAGGCUGACUUCAUGGCUCAGCUUCUUAAUAAUAAUGCUUUGUUACCCAAUGAGCUAAUUGGGGAUUCAAGCUUGGGAGUCCCUUCUACUUUUUGGCCUGGCCAUGAAUCAAGUAUGAAUGUUGAAGGGCUCAGUGAAAGUCCUUACUGUACUUUGUAUAUGGCUAAUUCUAAUUUGUGCAGUUUUUCAAAUGGGAGUAGUUACAACGGUACUGGUAGUUUAAGGCAACAAAGCUACUACUUGAGUGAUUCUCAUCCAGUUCUGGCAUCCAAUGACAGCUCCAUGUCCAUGGAUUUUGGCAUGAUGGGAGUGAAAAACACCGGUUCCUUUCUCAUUGAAGGUGAUGACUGCUUGAACCAAGAAAACAGUGAUGGCAAUGCAGAAGAAUAUGCAGGCAAUUAUAAGCCUGCAGCUGUUCUUCCUCAGAAUGGUUCACUGCACAGAAAGGAACCUCAAGAAAUGCCACUACCAGAAUCAAUCCCGGAAGGCAAGUAUAACAACGCACCCGAUAUUAAUUCCAAGAAACGAUCUCGGACAACUGGAGAUUCUGAGAAGAAAAAGAGGACUUCACAAUCAAAGAAGAAUAAGAUCAAGACAAGCGACAAUGGAGAUCAAGAUAAUAAUACUCAUGACCUUAUCGGGCAGAGCUCGAGCAGCUGGUCCUCAGAGGAUGACUGCAAUGUUUCUCAUGAGCUGAAUGGAGGCUUGAGUUCACAUUUGAGCAAGAAAGAUCCCGCUUCUUCAAUAUUGAAUGGAAGAACAAGAGCGAGUAGGGGAUCAGCCACUGAUCCCCAGAGCCUAUAUGCAAGGAAAAGAAGAGAGAGAAUAAAUGAGAGGCUGAGAAUCCUACAGAACCUUGUCCCUAAUGGAACAAAGGUUGAUAUUAGCACAAUGCUCGAGGAAGCCGUCCAAUAUGUGAAAUUCUUACAGCUCCAGAUUAAGCUUUUGAGCUCUGAUGAUCUAUGGAUGUACGCCCCCAUCGCUUACAAUGGAAUGGACAUCGGACUUGAUUUGAAGAUCAGCCCACCCGGAAAAUAG